Molecule: messenger RNA, 834 nt
Organism: Drosophila melanogaster (fruit fly)
Lineage: Eukaryota; Metazoa; Arthropoda; Insecta; Diptera; Drosophilidae
Exons: 1
Coding region: 63-428 (121 amino acids)
Source: RefSeq, marked reviewed
GCUACAACUCAUUUUAGAAAUAAAUUUUGAAGUGUCGCACUCCCAUAAAGAACUGUUUAGCAAUGUUAAAUUUAGGUAACAUUAAAAAUCGAUCCAAAUUCUAUGAUCAACAGGAUGAAAACAGACUCCAAAAGCGGCGCAAGAAGGGUGCUGCCCAAUUGGAUGCAAAACCAUUCCCGGACGAGCCCGUAACGUCGAGUGAGGAAAGUCUAUAUCCUCGGGUUAGCCGUAUGCUACGUCGGAUGAGCUCUUCGCUCUGGUCACGACUUUGGGGUCUAUCCAAUCAAUCCACUGACUCUGCCCGCCUGAAGACACAUCCGAACGAGCUAGGCAACCAGUACCCGCCGAGGACGGAUUCGGGGCAGAUCCCUCUGUGGCAGGCCAGCCCGACAGCUUAUUUGGGAUAUCGUUUCCGAUUGGGCAGAUAGAUAUAGGGUCCGCUUUGUGUCAAUAGAAGUGGGACAGCUGAAAUCAAAGUUUGCGCCGGUCGAUAUUCGCCGGAUCGGCUCUCUGGCGGAAACACUUUGGACUUCCUAUUACCGCCCACCUCGUUUUCCUAUUGCAGCCCGCACCAUGACGACACUAAGUGGCAUUCAAGUUGCAUCCAAUCCGUACCGUACCCCGUCUUUCUGGUGUCCGCUUGCCUGGCUUGUGGUUUGCGUUUAAAGUUUAAGUGGCGCAAAAUCAGCGCUCAUGCAGUGGAAGAAACUGUGCAAGUCUUAAGCUAACGAUUAUAAAGUACCAAAUUAUAACUUUUAAUGUAUUUUCUAUAAAUAUAUUCUACUACUAAUUUUUAAGUAUAAAAAAUGCACUUGUAAUAAAUGUAAAAAAUUC